AAGGGCAGGGACCGAACCCGCAACCUCAUGGUUCCUAGUCGGAUUCGUUAACCACUGCGCCACGAUGGGAACUCCAGCUUUUUGAUUGUUAAUGUGGCUUUAAUGUAAUAUUCAUACAUUAAAAUUUGCACAGGAACUCUAAAAAAGAUACCUUAGAAAGUAUAACUAAUUUAAUUUCUUGGCCAAAUUAUGUGUAUAUAUAAUAUAUAUUAAUGUAUCUGUAAAAUCAAGAGGUUGAUUCCCAAAGUUUCUCUGGAAAAUCAAUCCAAUUAGUUACUGUCACAUUCUGGGCAAAAUUGUAUGGUUAUAAAUAUAAACUACUAUAAAUUUAAUUGUAUAUUUUGGAAUAUUUAAAAUCUUUUUAACUAUUAUAUUUUGCUUUUUCUUUUAGUGAAGAUGAUGUCUGCAAAAGACACAGUUAAAGUAAUGGUUGUCAUGCUUGCAAUUUGUUUUCUUGCAAGAUCAGAUGGGAAGCCUAUUAAGAAGAGAUCUGUGAGUGAAAUACAGCUUAUGCAUAACCUGGGCAAACACCUGAGCUCUCUGGAGAGAGUGGAAUGGCUGCGAAAGAAGCUGCAGGAUGUGCACAACUUUGUUGCCCUCGGAGCUUCUAUAGUUCACAGAGAUGGUGGUUCCCAGAGACCCCGAAAAAAGGAAGACAAUGUCCUGGUUGAGAGCCAUCAAAAAAGUCUCGGAGAAGCAGAUAAAGCUGCUGUGGAUGUAUUAAUUAAAGCUAAACCCCAGUGAAAACACAUAUGAUCAGAGAGCACUGCUCUAGACAGCAUAAGGCAAACAAUAUUUCAUGCUGCUAAUGUUUUCAAUCUCUAUUAAGAUUAAGUGCCAAUAUUUCUAAUAUUACUAAACUUGAUGGGUAAUCAUUGCUAGCCAUGAUUGCUGAAAUUUUAAUUGAUCAUUUUGAUUCUACUUUUACUCAUUUAAGAGCUUCUUUUAACAAUUCUAUUUCUAUUGAUUCUAAAUAAAUGAAGUAUUUCUUCCUUGUUAUAAAAAUGUCUUUCAGU
Molecule: messenger RNA, 1016 nt
Organism: Sus scrofa (pig)
Lineage: Eukaryota; Metazoa; Chordata; Mammalia; Artiodactyla; Suidae
Source: RefSeq, a predicted model, not a curated record